Danio aesculapii is the source of this 2828-nucleotide messenger RNA. Its product is annotated as probable crossover junction endonuclease EME2. Bases 139 to 1389 code for a protein of 416 amino acids. Gene Ontology annotation, molecular function: DNA binding; nuclease activity. The transcript has 9 exons. The record is from RefSeq and is a predicted model, not a curated record. Gene Ontology annotation, cellular component: Holliday junction resolvase complex; nucleus. NCBI's taxonomy places the organism in Eukaryota, Metazoa, Chordata, Actinopteri, Cypriniformes, Danionidae. Gene Ontology annotation, biological process: mitotic intra-S DNA damage checkpoint signaling; replication fork processing; resolution of meiotic recombination intermediates.
AGUGCUGAACAAUGAUGGAACACAUUAAAUAAGAAAUAGACAGGGAGGAUUAUAAUAAAAUGACAAAAUUAUAAUAAAAAAAUCAACAUAUUACAGUUUAUAUAUAAUAUUUAUAUUUAUAAUUGUUGAUUUAACGUUAUGUCCUCAGCGCAGAGAGUGAAUACAUGGGAAAUAUCAGAUUCAGAGAACGAGGCUGAAGAAGAUAAACCAUCAUCAUGUGUAAAACUCAAACAAAACACCUCUGCAGAUGAAUCAAAGAUUGAACACAGCAGCUCCGGGAGGAAGAGGAGGAAGAAGCGGCCGGAGGAGCAGCAGGACACGAAGAGAACUGCCAAAGAGAAGCUGAAAGAGGAAAAAGAGAAGCUGAGAGAGGAGAAAAAUAAGCUGAAAGAGAAGCUGAAAGAGGAGAAGCUACAAGACAGGCAGAGGAGGAAAGAUGCGGCGGUGAAACUGAACCUGUUAAAACCUGAAAAUCUCAUCAAGAGUCUGACGGUCCACAUUCACGCCGUCCUGUUGCGGGAUCGAGGCUGUGAUGUGCUGCUCAGGACUCUGGAUGGCCUGCAGUGGAGAAACCGUAUAGAUAAUGAAGGUCUUCCCAACAGCAUCAGCUGGACUCGACAAGCCCUUCAGACUGAGGAUGAGGAGAAACAUGAAGUUAUUGAAGAAGAUCAGAUUCUGAUGGUGAUUUCCUCUGAUGAACUUGAGGACAUGCUGAGGUCACAUAAAACAGUGAACAAUCUGUUGAUUCCUAUUGGUGAAGUUCAUGAGGGGGCGGAGUCUCUGUUGCAGCAUCUCUACAAUUCCAUGAACAGAACUGAGGGAAAAGUUGUCACAAUUCUAGUGAUCAGUCAUCAGCGACGAUCAGCAUCAUGGGAUGAAGAUGAGCUUGAUUUUCACCUGAAUGAGCAUCAUAUGGACACAGAAGAGCUGUUGGUUCACCUGCAGCUCUACUGGAAUAUAACCGUUCACUUCCUGUCCAGCUGGCAGGAAGUGACCAAUCAUGUGGUCGCAGUUACCAAAGCUUUAUCAAAGAGACCGUACAAGGCGUUGUGUGUUGAUCCUGAUCUGGGUUUCUGCAUGGACGGCUCGUGGUCAGCUGGUGUGCGUGUGGACAGAGAUGGCCGCGGACUCGCUCAGGUGUGGACGAGGCAAAUACAGCAGCUGAACCGCGUCAGUGCAGCCGUGGCUAAAACCGUGACCAGCGCCUUCCCUUCACCAUCACUCCUGCUGCAGGCCUAUGAAGAGCUGCCAUCGGGGGAGGAGCCACGCAAGCUAUUGGCUGAUCUCACUGUGGUGGGCGGAGUCAACGAAAGGCGUGUCGGUCCGGAGCUCGCUGGCCGAAUACAUCGUCUUCUCACAUCGCAGAAUCCUCAGCUCCUGCUGGAUUAAGGCACCAAUCAUGGAAGAAAAUCUAACUUUGCACUUUAACAAUCAUCUGUUGAGCUGCAUCCCAAUCAUCACUAAUACUGCAGAAGACCUACUGGAACCUGCAUGGAGCCAAGAUUCUCAUAGAAAUCAGUCAGGUUUGGUGAAGGAAAAAUCCUGGUUUAGGGUUACAUUCAGUAUGGGGGCGUGCGAGAGAUCUGCAGAGUGGAUGGCAACAUCAACAGCCUGAGGUAUCAAGACAUUUGUGCUGCCCAUUACAUUACAAACCACAGGAGAGGGCAAAUUCUUCAGCAGGAUAGCGCUCCUUCUCAUACUUCAGCCUCCACAUAAAAGCUCCUGAAGACGAAGGUCAAGGUGCUCCAGGAUUGGACAGCCCAGUCACCAGACAUGAACAUUAUUGAGUUGGGAUAAGAUGGAGGAGGCAUUGAAGAAGAAUCCAGAGGAUCUUGAUGAACUCUGGGAGUCCUGCAAGAAGGCUUUCUUUGCCAUUCCAGAUGACUUUAUUAAUCAGUGAUUUGAGUCAUUGCAGAGAUGUAUGGAUGCAGUCCUCCAAGCUCAUGAUGGAGUCAGACACAAUAUUCAUUCUGUUUCCACUGCAGCAUGACCACAUAUUCUAUACUGGACAUUAUUUCUGUUAAAUGACAAGACUUUUGUCUAAGCAAAGUCAGAUCUUACUGUCCUAAUUACAUCAUUCAAAAUCAAGCCAUGAUCAUAUUUUAUUUUGGUCAAAUCAGUGUAAUCUAGAGGCCUUUGCCUUUCAUAUAAGCCACUUCUGAUACCAAAUGAUCAACUAGAAGUCAAGAUAUUAUUUGCUCUUCCCAAAACUUGGAUAAGCCACAAGAUUUUUGUCAGGUUGUGUAUUUGUGUUGGGCAAAGUUUAAUCAUAUCCAAAAUAAAAGUUUGUUUUGACUUAAGUGUGUGUACAUUUAUAAUUUAUAUAUAAACGUAUGCAUAUGUUUGAGAACAUGUUUUUUAUUUAGAUAUAAUACACAGUUGAAGUCAGAAUUAUUAGCCCCCCUUUGAAUUAUUUUUUCUAUUUUAAAUAUUUCCCAAAUUAUGUUUCACAGAGCAAAGAAAUUUUCACAGUAUGUCUGAUAAUAUUUUUUCUUCUGGAGAAAGUCUUAUUUCUUUUAUUUCGGCUAGAAUAAAAGCAGUUUUUAAUUUUUUAUGAACCAUUUUAAGGUCAAUAUUAUUCGCCCCUUUAAGCAAAUUUUUUUUUCGAUAGUCUCCAGAACAAACCAUCAUUAUACAAUAACUUGCCUAAUUACCCUAACCUGCCAAGUUAACCCAGUUAAGCCUUUAAAUGUCCCUUUAAGCUGUAUAAAAGUGUCUUGAAGAAUAUCUAGUCUAAUAUUAUUUACUUUCAUCAUGGCAAAGAUAAAAUAAAUCAGUUAUUAGAAAUGAGUUAUUAAAACUAUUAUGAUUAGAAAUGUGUUGAACGU